AUGGCAGCAGCAUCUUCGAACAACGGCGAUAAACUUUCACUUGGUUUGGAUGAUAUUAUACGUUUGGAUCGAACAACGGGGCCGAGACGGCGAGGUGGAGCGGGAGGUGGUAGUCGUGGAUUUCGCGGAGGAUUUAGAGGACGUGGUGGAUUUAAUCGUGGAUCAUUUAAUGGAUUUAGAAGGGGAUCAGGAACACAACGACCAAGUGGCACACCUCAAGGCCGAUGGCAACAUGAUUUAUACGAAGAAAAUCAAUCUUUUAAUAAAGUUCGCCCACAGCGUCAAACGGGCGGGGCAAAUACAACAGCCAAAUUACUUAUAUCGAAUCUUGACUAUGGAGUUACAACAAAUGACAUACAAGAAUUAUUUGAAGAUGUUGGACCAAUCAGAACAGCUCGAGUACAUUAUGAUAAAAGUGGAAGAUCUUUAGGAACAGCAGAAGUGGUAUUUGAAAGAAGACCAGAUGCAAUUACAGCACAACAAAAAUAUAAUACAUUAAAUUUAGAUGGUCGUCCAAUGGACAUUCGUCUUGUCCGAUUUGAAGAUAAUCUAAAUUUACAAUCUCAACAAACUCGAAAUUCUUCUUAUAAUGAUGGAAAUGAUUCUACACAAUCUUAUCGAAGAGGAGGAGAUGGUAAUCGUACAGGUAAUGCCGGUAAUUCGAAUGGAUAUGGUCGUGUUAUGCGUCGAACAAAUAUGCAGAAUGGUGGUGGUAGAGGACGAGGACGACAGCAAAACGGAGGAGCUCAGCGCAAUAAUAAUAAUAAUGAUCAAUCGUCGGCAGUAACAGUUGAAGAUUUAGAUGCGGAUUUAGAUGCUUAUCGUCAAGAAAAUAAGAAGAAAUAA
Messenger RNA from Didymodactylos carnosus, 846 nucleotides. Lineage: Eukaryota; Metazoa; Rotifera; Eurotatoria; Philodinida; Philodinidae. The record is from the annotation of a GenBank genome assembly.